Molecule: messenger RNA, 1371 nt
Organism: Dioscorea cayenensis subsp. rotundata (Guinea yam)
Lineage: Eukaryota; Viridiplantae; Streptophyta; Magnoliopsida; Dioscoreales; Dioscoreaceae
Product: GDSL esterase/lipase At3g26430
Exons: 5
Coding region: 40-1230 (396 amino acids)
Molecular function (GO): hydrolase activity, acting on ester bonds
Source: RefSeq, a predicted model, not a curated record
CAAACCCUCAUCUCCGUUCAUUGCCCUACACUUAUUUCAAUGGCUUUCUAUUGUUUGUCAAUGGCUUCCCAUUGUUUGUCUAAGCUCACAGGCUCAGUGUUAUUUCUAGUAGUGUUACUCUUCUUUGAGGUCCCCGUCUCAUUCUCCGGGCCUCCGUGUGACUUCCCGGCCAUCUUCAACUUUGGUGACUCCAACUCUGACACCGGCGGGUUGUCAGCCGCCUUUGGGCCUGCUCCACCUCCCAACGGGGAGACUUUCUUUGGCGCUCCUGCCGGGAGAUACUCAGAUGGUCGCCUCAUCAUCGACUUCAUCGCUCAGAGUCUUGGAUUGCCUUAUCUCAAUGCAUACCUUGACUCUGUUGGCACUAAUUUCUCACAUGGAACCAAUUUUGCCACUGCCGGAUCAACAAUCAGGAGACAGAAUACAACAUUGUUUCAAGGUGGUUUUAGCCCCUUUUCAUUAGAUGUACAAUCUUGGCAGUUCUCUCAGUUUAAAGCUCGUUCCCGUAAGGCAUAUGAUAAAGGUGGAGUGUAUAAGGAUUUGCUACCCCUAGAGGACUACUUCUCUCGAGCUUUGUACACCUUUGAUAUUGGGCAGAAUGAUCUCACUGCAGGCUACUUCCAAGGCAUGACAACUCAAGAAGUUAAAACCUACAUACCCGAUGUUCUUGAUAAGUUUACAAUAGUUAUCAAGAGUGUCUAUGGAGAAGGUGGGAGGUUCUUCUGGAUCCACAACACAGGUCCAUUCGGUUGCCUUCCAUAUGUACUAGAUCGUAUCCCUCUUACUGCUGCUCAAAUUGAUCGGGCUGGUUGUGGUGUACCUUUCAAUGAGGUUGCUCAGCUUUUCAAUGCAAAGCUCAAAGAAACAGUUGCUUGGCUAAGGAAGGAGCUUCCCCUUGCAACAUUUACCUAUGUUGAUGUCUACUCAGUCAAGUACUCGGUCAUAAGUCAACCCACCAAGCAUGGUUUUGAGCACCCUCUAGUGGCUUGCUGUGGACAUGGUGGGAAGUAUAACUAUAACAUGCAUGUUGGCUGUGGCGGAAAGAUUAAAGUGAAUGGUACAGAGGUUUUGCUUGGAAAGUCAUGUGAGAAACCUUUGUCACGGAUCAAUUGGGAUGGAGUGCAUUACACCGAGGCCGGAAACAAAUAUGUAUUUGAUCAGAUUUCAAAUGGAAAAUUCUCUGAUCCACCGAUCCCAUUAAGAAUGGCAUGCCAUAAGCUAGUGAGGUGAACUUCAAGCUAUAUGUGGUUCUUAUCUUCACUUUGUGAGUAAGGCCAGCAGCAUGAUAAUUGCCAUAAUAAGUGCGUUUUUAUGUGCUUGAAUAAAAAAACGCAUAUAACAUUUAUUAAUCUAAAUUUUUACUUUUGGUCA